This is a messenger RNA of Fundulus heteroclitus (mummichog), 2412 nucleotides long. Its product is annotated as general transcription factor II-I repeat domain-containing protein 2A-like. The coding region runs from base 100 to 1926 and encodes 608 amino acids. The record is from RefSeq and is a predicted model, not a curated record. Gene Ontology annotation, molecular function: protein dimerization activity. Lineage: Eukaryota; Metazoa; Chordata; Actinopteri; Cyprinodontiformes; Fundulidae. The transcript has 2 exons.
AAAAAAAAUGUAAUUCUACUUUUGACCGAUAGAGGCGCACCGUGCCCAAACAAUAGCGGGCACGGGCCGCUUUGCAACAGAGAGAAAGAGUCGGGAGCCAUGGCAACGAGCAGCGGCAUCAAGAGAAAACUUGACCGAGAAAAUCGCAUUUUUCAGAGAAAAUGGGAAGAAGAGUACCUUUUCACCGAAUUCAAAGGAAAGCCAAUGUGUCUAGUUUGCUUGGAGACAUUAUCAGCCCUGAAAGAUUAUAAUUUAGGCCGACAUUACAACACCUUGCAUAAAGUUAAAUUUGAGAAAUACACUGGAGCUGCCAGAACCGCUGUAGUAGCUGACCUCAAAGCAAAAGUAUGUAAACAGCAGCACUUUUUCACAAAAGCUACGACGUGUCAGGAGUCAGCCAUCACAGCGUCUUAUGAUGUGGCACUCGAACUUGCCAGGGCAAAGAAGCCACUGUCGGAUGGAGAAGUUGUUAAGAGGUGCGCGGUGAAAAUGGCCAAAGCAUUUGGUGACAACAACAUAGCUAAAAAUUUUGAAGCUGUGUCCUUGUCCCGACGCACAGUAACACGCAGGAUUUUUGACAUCCACGAUCACGUCGAUGUAAAAAUGAAACAAGUCAUGCAGGACUGCAAAUACUUCUCAUUAGCUUUGGAUGAGAGUACAGAUGUGACAGAUGUCAGCCAACUGCUGGUUUUUGCGAGAACGAUUGACAAUUCAUUUUAUGUACAUGAGGAGUUACUGAAAUUUGCAUCUCUGCACGACACUACUAAAGGCAGCGAUAUAUUCAACGCCGUUACCGGUGCUGUGGGUGAAUACGGUGGCUUUGAAAAGCUGUCAGCUGUUGUUACGGAUGGCGCACCUGCGAUGCAGGGAAGACACCGAGGUUUCGCCGGGCUACUCAGGCAGAGCGGAGUAAACUGCCCUAUACUGCACUGCAUCAUCCAUCAGGAAGCCCUCUGCGCAAAGACGUUAAACUUUGGCCACGUCAUGGAUUUGGUGACAAAAGUCACUAAUAUCAUCAGAGGAGGGAACAGAUCGCUAUGUCACCGGAGGUUCAUCACCUUUCUGGAUGAAGUGGAUGCCGAGUAUGGGGACUUACAACUUCAUACGGAUAUCAGGUGGAUGAGUCGAGGAAAGUGUCUGGAGCGUUUUUUUGCACUGCGCUCGGAAAUACCAGCGUUCUUGGAGAACAGCAUUAGUGGCGAUGCAAGUGCAUACUGCGGAAAGCUAAAAGAUACAAAGUUUCUUUGUGACAUGGCCUUUCUGACAGACAUCAGCGCGCACCUCAAUCACCUCAACACACUCUUACAGGGGAGAGAUCAAACAGUGUGUGAUCUCUUUUCUCACAUGACCGCAUUUCAGCGCAAGCUCGGGCUCUUUAUUGAUAGCUUUUCUUCCCCUCCUGCAAAUCUGGCACAUUUUCCCGCAUGCGCUGAGAUUCGCAAAGAGAGCCCCCAGUGUGAAAAACAAAUCCAGAAAUACAGAGCAGACCUUGAAAAAUUACAGGAGCAAUUCAACAAUCGUUUCCAAGAUUUUCACGAGAUGCAACCACGAAUUGCGCUAUUCACAGACCCCCUUUCUGCUGCGGUUAGCGCACAACCAUCGGAGCUGCAGCUCGAACUCUGCGAGCUGCAGGCAGACCCGUUUUUUCAAGCAAAGCGCAACGAGAGGGGGAUUUCAUUUUGGAGACUUCUUCCUGAGGCCCGUUUUCCACGUCUCCGAGAUUUUGCCCUUUCAAUGGCCAGUAUGUUUGGGAGCACUUACAUUUGCGAGAGCAGUUUUUCCACCAUGAAGCACAUAAAAUCCAAAGAGAGAAACAGACUCACCGAUGAAACACUGUUUCAUUUGAUGCGCAUUGGGACCACAAAAAUUGACAUUGACAUCCAAUCCAUUGUGAGCCAGCAGGCCAAACCACAGGUCUCUCAUUAGCCUUUAUUAAUGUUGGGCCUCUGUGGUCUAGUUUUUUACUAUUAUUGAAUGUGAGCUAUUUGCAAUCAGUUUUUUUUUUUACUUUUUUGUUCUUUGUUAUAAAUGAGUUCAGUUUUGCACUUUUUUAAAGCAAAUGUUUUGUCUUUGUUUCUUAUAGACAUGUUAAAAUGUAUUUAUUUUAUACACACACUAUUUGUAGUCAGUUUUUCAAGCUAAUUUUUUUGUUCUUUGCUAUAAAUGAGUUCAGUUUUGCACUUUUUUAAAGCAAAUGUUUUGUCUUUGUUUCUUAUAGACAUAUUAAAAUGUAUUUAUUUUAUAGACACACUAUUUGUAAUCAGUUUUUCAAGCAAACUUUUUUGUUCUUUGUUAUAAAUGAGUUCAGUUUUGCACUUUUUUAAAGCAAAUGUUUUGUCUUUGUUUCUUAUAGACAUGUUAAAAUGUAUUUAUUUUAUACAUACACUAUUUGUAAUCAGUUUUUUAAGCAAA